AUGCCCCCCUGGCCCCGCGGCGAGGCCCGCUUGUUUCCUGACGCUUCGGUCCCGCAGGCCCAGCCCAAACACACGGGGACGCCGGGCGGCGCCGCGCCCGCCAAGAUGAUGCUCUUCUGGCUGCGCUUCUUCGGCUACAGGCGCAGCGCGCGGCUGGGCAGGGGCUACCAUGAGGACGUUGGCGCCGCGAGCUACAAGCCGCGGAAGAGCAUCAUGUACGACCCUGAGACCCUGUACUGCGACGAUGGCCUGGCUCCUCUGGAAGACGGCAUCGCCGCUGCGCGGAGGCAGUCGCAUCGGCGGCCGGCGAUCGACCUGGAGCGCGGCACGCGCUCCCUGGACUUGGGCCCAGGGCCGGGUGUGAGGAUGUCCGUGGACUCUCUGUCCAGUCGCCAGAGCUAUAUGGCCACCCCGAUGAGCUCGUAUAUGAAUUUCUACACCAUCCACAGGGGCAGGCAUGCCAAAAUCGUGAGGGCGACGCAGAAGUACACAGGGGCUCGUGUGGCGCUCAAGGUGUUUGACAAGAGCAACCUGACAGCAGGCCAGCGUGAGGACAUUGUCAAGGAGGUCCAAAUACUGCGGCUGCUGAAGGGUGACGGCAUCGUGGACUUUGACAAGAAGUUGGAAGACGAUUGCACCGUGACCGUUGCCCUGAAAGAGUGCACUGGUGGAACACUUAUGAACCGCCUGGCGAUGUCCGGUGGGAGGAUGGUUGAAGAGGCAUGUGUUCGCCAUGUUGUGAAGCCGCUUGUUGCAGCAUUGGCAAUGCUCCACAGCAAGAAGAUAGUUCACAGGGACCUGAAACCAGAACACCUCCUGUACGACGAGCACAGCAGGCUGCAUCUGGUGGACUUCCACUCGGCAGCUAUCAUCGGCAAGAUACCACUCACCGGCCGGGAGGGCACAAUGGCCUACAUGGCCCCAGAGGUCCUCACGAAGCCAACCCCGGACGAGAUAUUCCAUGAUGUCCUCAGCAACGGGAUCUCGGAUUCUGACCUGCCGUCGUACGACGAGAAGGUGGACAUCUGGUCUAUGGGUGUUAUCAUUGUGGAGGCUCUGACUGGCCGGCAGCCCUUCGUGGCCGACACUGCUGAGGCAAUGCUCCGUGCCCAGCAGCAGGAGCUCCAAGGCAGCCGGUUUGGUGGCGUGCUGGACCUUGUGCGCGAUCAGGAGUUUCUGUCCCUCGAGGGCCAGGACUUCCUGUCCUCUAUCUUCAGGCUCAACCCGGGGGAGAGGCCGUCUGCUGCGUCAUUACUGUCGCACCCCUGGCUGGAACUGCUUGGCAGCGAUGAUGGGGACUACCAGAUGGCAUAG
Messenger RNA from Ostreobium quekettii, 1314 nucleotides. NCBI's taxonomy places the organism in Eukaryota, Viridiplantae, Chlorophyta, Ulvophyceae, Bryopsidales, Ostreobiaceae. The record is from the annotation of a GenBank genome assembly.